AUGUAUUCAAUAGCAAAUAAACCGGAACAAUGUAUUGAAUGUGAAAAAAAUAAUAACAAUGAUGGUUGGUUUAUUUGUCAAGAAUGCCAUCGAAUAUUUUGUAGUCGACACAGUAUUAUUCAUCGUCAUCAAUCAAAACAAGAACAGCCAUCAACUGAAAGAUAUAAUCGUCAUGUUCAUUUAGAUCAAAUAGCUGAAUGGGAACGAAAGGCUAUUGAUAGAAUUCGAAAACAAGCAGAUGAAGCUCGUCGUCCUUUAAUUGCACCACCAACACCAAUAACUCAAACAUCACCAUCAACAAUACUCAUCAAUGAACUACGCAAUGCAUCACUUACACAAUUAUCAACUACAUCAUCUAAUAUUGAAAAACAAUCACCUAUUAUUGAUCAAUAUGAAUUAUUAUCAGAUGAAACAUUAGAUGAAAUAAUUGGUGAUGGUCCUCUAACAUCACCUCCUGAUGAAAUAAAUGCCAUGGGACGUGUUUCAUUUGCCAGUCAAUAUCCAUAUAUGACUGGUGUACAUCGUCUUCGACUUUCAAUUGAUACAUUUGAUUAUUCAUCAUCAUGGGCAUUUGUUGGUAUUAUUUCUGAAGGAGUUAGAUUAGAAAAUACAGAAUAUCAAAAUUAUUUAAAUCGAUCAUCAUUUGGUUGGCAUAUUGGUCGUCAAUCUAUUAUAUAUGAUAGACAAACUUCGACGACACAUAACUAUGAUGGUCGAGAUAUUCGACAAGGUGAUAUUUUAAAAAUUAUUAUCGAUUGUAAUCAAAAAACAAUUGAAAUAAAAAAUGAAAGAACAUUAAAUACACAUCUGAUUUAUAUUAAUAGCAAUCAUUGUCCAUUACCUUGGUUAUUUGCAGUUAAUUUUAACUAUAAAAAUAAGGAUUCGAUGCAUUUGUUACAGUGA
This is a messenger RNA of Rotaria sp. Silwood2, 903 nucleotides long. NCBI's taxonomy places the organism in Eukaryota, Metazoa, Rotifera, Eurotatoria, Philodinida, Philodinidae. The record is from the annotation of a GenBank genome assembly.